AUGAAAGACCUUGAAAAGUGUCUUCUGAGAGAUGAAGGUCUGUUCAACAAGGUACGAAGCACGAUUGCUGAAUAUUUAACGAAAGGAUACGCACACAAAGCAACGUUCCAAGAAUUGCAAGAACACAAAGCUCCCAACGUGUGGUAUCUGCCAUUGAACAUCGUGAUCAACUCCAGGAAGCCGGAUAAACUACGUUUGGAGUGGGACGCGGCAGCAGCGGUGGGUGGUGUCUCGUUAAAUUCCCAAUUACUUACGGGGCCAGACAUGCUGACAUCUCUUCCCUCUGUUAUAUGUCGUUUCCGUGAACGUGAAGUCGGGUUCGGAGGUGAUAUAAAAGAGAUGUACCACCAAAUACGUAUCAGAAAGGAGGAUCAGCAGGUUCAGCGGUUCUUGUUUCGAAACGACCCUUGCUCGCAUCCGGAGGUAUAUGUAAUGGACGUUGCUACAUUCGGCUCAACCUGUUCCCCGUGUUCCGCUCAAUUUAUAAAAAAUAAGAACGCAGACGAAUUCUCCACACAGUAUCCGGAGGCAUCGAAGGCCAUUGUGGAUAACCACUAUGUCGACGAUUAUUUUGACAGUACCGACACGGUGGGUGAAGCAAUAAGACGGGCGAAAGAGGUACGUUAUAUUCAUUCUCGUGGCGGUUUCGAAAUCAAAAACUGGGUAGCGAGUUCUAGUGAAGCCAAACCAGAACAGCGAAUACACUUUAACGAAGACAAGCAUACGGGGACUGAAAGAGUUCUCGGAAUUGUGUGGAAUUCGGAAAGUGACGAGUUUUGUUUCACGACAAGGUUACGUAAUGAGCUGAUGUCCUUUAUAACGGGGCAGGAGGCGGACUACAGUACUUUACAGCUGCACGUAUUCGUCGAUGCCAGCUCAAACGCAUAUGGGUGCGCAGCGUAUUUCCGGAUUUUGGUCGCUGGAAAACCGUAUUGUUCUCUCGUGAUGGCGAAGUCCAAGGUAGCUCCACUAAAGCAGCUGACGAUUCCACGACUGGAGUUGCAAGGGGCGGUGCUGGGAUCCAGGCUGUUAAACACCAUUAUCGAAACACAUUCACUGCCGAUAAAGCAACGGUACCUCUGGACGGAUUCUAGAACUGUUCUUUCCUGGAUUCACUCCGACCAGCGAAACUACAAGCAGUAUGUUGCUUUUCGAAUUGGAGAGAUCCAUUCUCUUACUAAUCCGGACGAAUGGCGCUGGUUACCAACAAAGCACAAUGUAGCAGACGACGUGACUAAGUGGCAAGCGGGACGCCGAUUCGAAUCCGACUCACCAUGGUUCCAGGGGACAAGCUUUCUAAAUCAUUUCGAAGAGCUAUGGCCGCAGCAACCGCAAGUAGAUCCAAACGUGUUGGAGGAAAUUCGGGCAAUAAAUAUGUUUCACGAUGUCUCAGUUAUGGAAGCAGUUAUUGACCCCCUCAGAUUCUCUAAGUGGAAGGUUCUGAUUCGGACUGUAGCUUGCGUGUACCGUUUCAUAACAAACUGUCGACGAAAGAUAGUAAAGCUGAGUAUUGAAGCUAUUUCAGUACCAGAGAAGGUGAAAAAACUCGCAAAAGUAAAACAUCCAGUUGUCUUAGUUCCACUAAAGCGUGAGGAGCAUCAGAAGGCUGAAUCCUAUCUAUGGCGAGUCGCACAAGCAGAAGUAUACAAGGAGGAAGUGAAGAUUCUACUAAAAAAUCAACAACUUUCUAGCUCAGACCGUCAUCGACUAGAGAAAGAUAGUGAACUUUACGACAAAUCUCCUUUCUUAGACGAUAGCAACGUUAUAAGAAUGGAAGGAAGGACAAAUAAUGCUCAAUUCAUUCCGUUCGAGUUGCGUUGUCCAAUUGUUAUGCCGAAGGGACAUCGCAUUACUACGAUGCUAGUGGAAUAUUUCCAUCAAAAAUGGGUCACGCGAACACUGAGACUGUUGUGA
This is a messenger RNA of Topomyia yanbarensis, 1914 nucleotides long. RefSeq lists its product as uncharacterized. Lineage: Eukaryota; Metazoa; Arthropoda; Insecta; Diptera; Culicidae. The record is from RefSeq and is a predicted model, not a curated record. The transcript has 2 exons. Bases 1 to 1914 code for a protein of 637 amino acids.